Protopolystoma xenopodis is the source of this 237-nucleotide messenger RNA. The record is from the annotation of a GenBank genome assembly. NCBI's taxonomy places the organism in Eukaryota, Metazoa, Platyhelminthes, Monogenea, Polystomatidea, Polystomatidae.
AUGAAUGUGACAACUGUGCUCUGCUGUCGCGUAACUCCACUCCAAAAGGCUGCUGUCGUCCAACUCGUCUCCAAUGGCUUAGCCGACUGGCAAGGGGCUCCGGUGACAGCUUCGGUUGGCGAUGGAGGCAAUGAUGUUGCAAUGCUCUUGCAAGCCAGUGUUGGAAUCGGUUUACAUGGCAAUGAAGGUUCCCAAGCUGUCCGAGCUGCUGAUUAUGCUCUUCCCAAAUUCAAGUGA